AUGCUCACUCGCCUAAGUCAAUUGGCCCGCCAUCUCUCUCGUCCAUUGCCCAGUUUCGCCCUUCCCUCUGUUGUCUCUGCUGCUGCCACGGCACCGCGUUCGGCUUCGCGACUCUCCGACAUGACAUCAUCCGCGACGGCGCUGGCGAACAGCGCAAAGACGAUACACACGGCGGCGUGUCUGAUCAUUGGAGAUGAGGUGCUUGGAGGGAAGACAAUCGACACCAACUCGGCCUACUUCGCCAAAUGGUGCUUCUCGCUGGGCAUCCAGCUCAAGCGCGUCGAGGUGAUCGCGGACGACGAGGAGGAGAUCGCCGAGGCCGUGCGGCGCAUGAGCAGCUACUACGACCUGGUCGUGACGAGCGGCGGCAUCGGCCCGACGCACGACGACAUCACGUACCCGUCGAUCGCGAAAGCCUUCGGCCUGAAGCUGAAGCUGCACGAGGCGGCGUUCGAGCGCAUGAAGCGCAUGUCCAGGCCGCACCCGGGGCACCCCGAUUUCGACUGGGACACGCCAUCGCCGACGCUGAACGCGCGCCUGCGCAUGGUCCAGCUCCCCUACGACGAGAACCUGCCCGAGGAGAAGCAGAGCGUCUUCGUGGCGGAUGACUCGUGGGUGCCGAUUGCGAUCGUCAAUGGGAACGUCUACAUCCUGCCGGGCGUGCCCCGGCUGUUCGAGAAGCUGCUCGAGGGGCUGAAGCUGGUGCUGCUGCCGCGCCUGGCGGAUCCCAAGGGCAACGGCCUCUACCGGAUCCUCAUCAGCACGCCUCUGCCCGAGAGCGCCGUGGCGCCGUACCUGACGGAUCUGGCGCUGCGCGUGCUUCCGCACGGCGUCAAGGUCGGCAGUUACCCGCGCUGGGGGAAGAGGCGCAACACCGUGACGUUGGUCGGGAACAACAGGGAGUACAUGGAGUCGCUGGUCCCGGAGGUGGAGAAGAAUGUCGCGGGGAGACGAGUGUCGAGGGAGGAUGAGCUCGAUCCUCCGUCUGACGAGGAGACCAAGCAAUAG
Molecule: messenger RNA, 1008 nt
Organism: Rasamsonia emersonii CBS 393.64
Lineage: Eukaryota; Fungi; Ascomycota; Eurotiomycetes; Eurotiales; Trichocomaceae
Product: Molybdopterin binding domain protein
Exons: 2
Coding region: 1-1008 (335 amino acids)
Source: RefSeq, a predicted model, not a curated record